UUUUGCAAGCCAGAUGAGUAACCAGACGGCAUGAAAGGUUGAGAACAUUUGACUUCCCUGCAAACCUUGGUAUAGAUCACUUCCUCUCCUGUAGGUUGGCACCAAAGAGCACAAUGAGUACAAGAAAACGUCGUGGUGGAGCAAUAAAUUCUAGACAAACCCAGAAGCGAACUCGGGAAGCAACCUCCACCCCCGAGAUUUCCUUGGAAGCAGAGCCCAUAGAACUCGUGGAAACCGCUGGAGAUGAAAUUGUGGACCUCACCUGUGAAUCUUUAGAGCCCGUGGUUGUUGACCUGACUCACAAUGACUCUGUUGUGGUAAUUGUAAGUGAAAGAAGAAGACCAAGGAGGAAUGCUAGGAGGCUGCCCCAGGACCAUGCUGACAGCUGCGUGGUGAGCAGUGACGAUGAGGAGUUGUCCAGGGACAGAGACGUGUAUGUGACUACCCACACUCCCAGAAACACCAGGGAUGAGGGCGCCGCAGGCCUCAGGCCCUCGGGUACUGUCAGUUGUCCUAUCUGCAUGGAUGGAUACUCUGAGAUCGUGCAGAAUGGACGUCUCAUCGUUUCCACAGAGUGUGGCCAUGUCUUCUGUAGCCAGUGCCUCCGCGAUUCCCUGAAGAAUGCUAAUACUUGCCCAACUUGUAGGAAAAAGAUCAACCACAAACGACUCCUUUUAGUUUUGGCAUGAAUCAUAGGACACCACCCUACCCCGCUGGGGAUUAUUGUCUUCUGUGCAGAAGUGAACGGAAAGACUCCUCAUUCUUAGAGAGUGGAAUUAAGACUGCGAGCAAAUUGGCCCUUUCCAUGGCUCCCAAGGGCAACAGUGUGCUGCACCUGCCGCUAUGGGUGUGCCCGGACUGUCGCAGGACCGUGGAGAAGGAGGAGAGGCAUGGCGGCCUUGACCAGCCAGUGAACCAAGAUUUUCUUCUUCACUCCUCACUUGGUGGCUCCCAGCCGGAGGCCGGCAGUGGUGGGAGGCUCGCUCUGGGUGCACAGACGCUGCCUUCGGACACCGCAUGCUCGUGCGAGGCCUGCAGUGAGCGCAGAGAAAUUUCGGCAGAGGCGGACCGGGAACCUCAGCAGCUGCAGAACUACUGGUCAGAAGUGCGCUACACAGUGCGCUGCAUCUACCGCCAGGCAGGGACCCCGCUGGCAGAUGACCAGGACCAGUCUCUGGUGCCUGACAAGGAGGGAGUAAAGGAGCUCGUGGAUCGGCUCUGCGAGAGGGACCCCUACCAGCUGUACCAGCGUCUGGAACAGCAAGCUCGAGAGUACGUGCUAGAGAUGAAGGUCCGCCUGCUCCGGCAGCUGUCGGCUGCAGCCAAGGUGAAGGCACCAUCUGGCCUGCAGGGUCCGCCACAAGCGCACCAGUUCAUCUCCCUCCUGCUUGAGGAGUACGGCGCCCUCUGCCAGGCUGCACGCUCCAUCAGCACCUUCCUUGGCACUCUGGAAAAUGAACACUUGAAAAAGUUCCAAGUGACGUGGGAACUGCAUAAUAAACACCUGUUUGAAAAUCUGGUCUUUUCAGAGCCACUUCUUCAGAGCAACUUGCCCGCACUGGUGUCACAAAUCAGGCUAGGAACCACCACACACGACACCUGCAGUGAGGACACAUACAGUACCUUGCUGCAGAGGUACCAGCGCUCCGAGGAGGAGCUGCGCAGAGUCGCUGAGGAGUGGCUGGAGUGCCAGAAGAGGAUCGAUGCCUAUGUUGACGAGCAGGACCUUCAGACCAGUGUGAAUAAGAGCAUUGAUACUGGCACCCUUGUCCAGUCCUGGCUUCGAGGGGCUGCUAUGACAAUGAAAACCAAGCAGCGCAUGUUAACAGAAGACUGGGAGCUUUUUAAACAAAGAAGAUUCAUUGAAGAACAGUUAACCAAUAAGAAAGCAGUUACUGGCGAGAACAACUUCACGGACACCAUGAGGCACAUGUUGUCGUCCCGGCUGAGCAUGCCCGACUGCCCCAACUGCAACUACAGGAGAAGAUGUGCUUGCGAUGACUGCAGCCUUUCACACAUCCUCACAUGUGGUAUCAUGGACCCCCCCGUCACUGACGACAUCCACAUUCACCAGCUCCCACUUCAGGUGGAUCCUGCUCCCGACUAUCUUGCUGAGAGGAGCCCACCCAGCGUGUCGUCUGCAAGCUCGGGGUCGGGCUCCAGCUCUCCCAUCACAAUUCAGCAGCAUCCCAGGCUCAUUCUCACAGACAGUGGCUCAGCACCAACUUUUGAUGAUGAAGAUGUUGCACCAUUGUCAGCCAAAUUUGCUGAUAUUUAUCCAUUGAGUAAUUAUGAUGAUACUGAGGUGGUGGCCAACAUGAAUGGAAUCCACAGCGAAUUGAAUGGUGGCGGGGAAAACAUGGCCCUGAAGGAUGAGUCUCCUCAGAUAAGCAGUACCAGUAGUAGUUCCUCAGAAGCUGAUGAUGAAGAAGCAGACGGCGAGAGUAGUGGGGAGCCCCCAGGGGUCCCGAAGGAAGAUGGAGUGCUGAGAAGCAGGAGUCCCAGGACAGAGGAGAGCAAAGCAGACAGUCCACCCCCAUCCUACCCAACACAGCAGGCUGAACAAGCUCCAAACACUUGUGAAUGUCAUGUUUGUAAACAAGAAGCUUCUGGACUGACACCAUCUGCAAUGACAGCCGGAGCCCUUCCUCCUGGCCAUCAGUUCAUGAGCCCAGAGAAGCCCACACACCCUGCACUGCACCUUUACCCUCACAUCCAUGGACACGUGCCUUUGCACACUGUUCCACACCUGCCACGCCCCCUCAUCCACCCCACCUUGUAUGCAACGCCCCCCUUCACACACAGUAAGGCUUUACCGCCAGCACCUGUUCAGAAUCACACAAAUAAGCAUCAGGUAUUCAAUGCAUCUCUUCAAGACCAUAUUUAUCCGAGCUGUUUUGGGAAUACUCCAGAGUGGAAUAGUUCUAAAUUUAUAAGUCUUUGGGGAUCAGAAGUGAUGAAUGAUAAGAACUGGAAUCCUGGCACUUUCUUGCCAGAUACAAUUUCUGGGAGUGAAAUAUUAGGGCCAACACUCUCAGAAACAAGACCAGAAGCCCUUCCACCUCCAUCUAGCAAUGAAACACCUGCAGUCUCGGAUAGUAAAGAGAAAAAGAAUGCUGCAAAAAAGAAGUGUUUAUACAAUUUCCAAGAUGCUUUUAUGGAAGCAAACAAAGUUGUCAUGGCCACCUCAUCAGCCACGUCCUCCGUGUCCUGCACAGCUACCACAGUGCAGUCCAGCAACAGCCAGUUCAGAGUGUCAUCCAAGAGACCUCCUUCAGUAGGUGACGUGUUCCAUGGCAUCAGCAAGGAGGACCACAGACACUCGGCUCCAGCCGCCCCGAGGAACAGCCCCACGGGCUUGGCCCCCCUCCCAGCGCUCUCGCCUGCUGCACUCUCACCUGCCGCGCUCUCACCUGCCGCUCUUUCACCUGCUUCCACACCUCACCUUGCAAAUCUUGCAGCCCCAUCAUUCCCCAAAACAGCAACCACAACUCCCGGGUUUGUGGACACACGCAAGAGUUUCUGUCCUGCACCCCUGCCCCCGGCCACAGAUGGCUCCAUUAGCGCCCCUCCAAGUGUCUGCAGUGACCCUGACUGCGAAGGGCACCGCUGCGAGAAUGGUGUCUACGACCCACAGCAAGAUGAUGGGGACGAGAGUGCAGAUGAGGACAGCUGCUCUGAGCACAGCUCCAGCACCUCAACCUCCACCAACCAGAAGGAGGGCAAGUACUGCGACUGCUGCUACUGCGAAUUCUUUGGGCACGGCGGGCCUCCAGCUGCACCAACAAGUAGAAAUUACGCAGAAAUGAGGGAAAAGCUUCGCUUACGGCUGACCAAGAGGAAAGAAGAGCAACCUAAAAAAAUGGAUCAGAUCUCAGAAAGGGAAAGCGUCGUUGACCAUCGGAGGGUGGAGGAUUUAUUGCAGUUUAUAAACAGCUCUGAAACCAAACCAGUGAGCAGCACACGUGCAGCAAAGCGGGCAAGGCAUAAGCAAAGGAAGCUGGAGGAGAAAGCUCGCCUGGAAGCAGAGGCCAGGGCCCGGGAGCACCUGCACCUCCAGGAGGAGCAGAGGCGGCGGGAGGAGGAGGAGGAGGAAGAAGAGGAGGAGCGUUUCAAGGAGGAGUUUCAGCGGCUUCAGGAGCUUCAGAAGCUAAGAGCUGUAAAAAAGAAGAAGAAGGAGAGGCCAAGUAAAGACUGCCCCAAGUUGGACAUGCUCACUGGAAAUUUCCAGGCAGCAACAGAGUCUGUCCCUAACUCUGAAAACAUCCACAAUGGCUCACUAGAGCAAACUGAAGCACCAGAAACCUCUUCUCAGUCCCCCUCCAGGCAUAUGAACCACUCAGAGCCCAGGCCAGGGCUAGGGGCUGAGGGGGAUGCUGCAGACCCCGUCAUCACCAGAGACUCCAAAUUUCUCCUCCCCAAGGAGGUGAAUGGGAAGCAGCAUGAGCCACUCUCUUUUUUCUUUGACAUCAUGCAGCACCAUAAAGAGGGAAAUGGCAAGCAGAAGCUGAGGCAGACCAGCAAGGCCAGCAGCGAGCCAGCAAGGAGGCCCACGGAGCCGCCCAAGGCCACAGAGGGGCAGCCCAAGCCUCGGGCCCAGACUGAGUCAAAGGCUAAGGUGGUUGAUCUCACAUCCAUCACAGAGCAGAAAAGAGAGGAGAGAAAAGUCAACAGUAAUAACAAUAACAAAAAGCAGCUGAACCACAUCAAGGAAGAAAAGUCAAACCCAACCCCUAUGGAGCCCACCUCUCCCAGCGAGCAUCAGAACAACAAGCUGGUGCUGGCAGAGUCCCCUCAGCCAAAGGGCAAGAACAAGAAAAAUAAGAAGAAGAAAGGAGACAGAGUCAACAAUUCAAUUGAUGAUGUCUUUCUACCUAAAGAUAUUGACCUAGACAGUGUGGAUAUGGAUGAGACAGAGAGGGAAGUGGAGUAUUUCAAAAGGUUCUGCUUGGAUUCUGCUAGACAGACCCGACAAAGACUGUCUAUCAACUGGUCCAAUUUUAGCCUGAAAAAAGCCACCUUUGCUGCCCACUGAAUGAGGACUGCCUGGAGAGGGACACGCGAGAGGCAGGCCAGGCUGCACCACUCCAAGAGCCAAGCCCCUCGCUGGCGCCCCAGAGCCGCGGUGCUUGCCAAGGGCUGUGCGGAGCUGGUGCUGCCUGAAACCCCAGACCGAGAAGUUGAUGCUCGGCCCACGCUGUUAGCUCGUGUGCGUGUAGUCUGUGCGUGAGACUCCUUCGAUUGUAGCUCUGUGCUGUCGGAUUGGAACAGUAGUUCCCGCCAAGUUCUCCCACUACCACGGCCUCGGAGGCCUGGGCCGUGGCCAGAUAGGAGUUUGCAUCAUCCACGUGACUCCGUUGCCUCUGCAUUGCGCCCUGUCCUGUCAUCUGUCCUCACCGGGGUAUCGGCCAUCACUCAGCUCUCCUGUGCCCCUGCGUCCCACCCUCGGCGGGCUGGGCGGGGCAGGCCUCCUUUGUUCUCCACAAUCUACUGUCUCCGAGUGUACACGUUGCGCUGUUUGUGUUUGAUCCCCCCUGACUUGUAGCCAGCUUGUGUAAGAUCCCUUGCAGAACGAGAAAGUUAAAAACAAGCCCACCCAGUACUCACACCAUCAAGUCUGUUAUAGAGUGUACGACUGUAUUAACACGGAGGCCUGCCUGGCUACUUUUUUAACAUAUUGUUAAGUAAUAUUAAAAUCAUGUCUUUCUUUUUGAAAGAUGGAAUACAUUAGUACAGCAGGA
This is a messenger RNA of Mandrillus leucophaeus (drill), 5741 nucleotides long. RefSeq names its product family with sequence similarity 193, member A (gene FAM193A). Lineage: Eukaryota; Metazoa; Chordata; Mammalia; Primates; Cercopithecidae. Bases 686 to 5035 code for a protein of 1449 amino acids. The transcript is spliced from 28 exons. The record is from RefSeq and is a predicted model, not a curated record.